Messenger RNA from Panicum virgatum (switchgrass), 2149 nucleotides. Its product is annotated as probable disease resistance protein At5g45490. Gene Ontology annotation, biological process: defense response to other organism. Lineage: Eukaryota; Viridiplantae; Streptophyta; Magnoliopsida; Poales; Poaceae. Gene Ontology annotation, molecular function: ADP binding. The record is from RefSeq and is a predicted model, not a curated record. The transcript has 2 exons. The coding region runs from base 353 to 1903 and encodes 516 amino acids.
GAAUCGGACUAAUGACGUAUACAAUGCGUAAAAGACCUGAUGCUGGUUCCUUACUUGAGUGCCACUCCAUGCCAUCACUACUAGCACACUGGCAGGGUCCAAUUCCAGUGUGCAGGUGAAGUCGCCUUGUUUGCAGAAUAAAGAACCAAGUUUGCAAGCUUUGCUUUAUCUUUUUCGAGGUUGAAGUCCUCGGGGGCCAUGGCAUCUCUGCUUUGCUCAUCAAGCGAGCAAGCAUCUUGGAGGUGGUGCUCGGAUGGACGUUCGCUUGUCCAUCGAUGCAUCAUCGAUCGGGUUAUAAAUCCACAAGCUAGCAGCAGGGUCAGAGUCUGAGAGACAUACACAGCAAUCCACCAUGGCCGAGCAGGCAGAGAGCAACGAGAGCGAGCAGCUGAAACAGCUGCAGGAGCAAGUGCAGGACCUGUGCGAUGCCAUCGAGAAAGAGGUCGACAGCAACCUUCCCGGCAGGGACGAUCUGGAGAAAAUCUGCGAAGUCCUCAAAGAGAUCAAGGGCAAGAUCACACCACCGGUCCUUCUCCCCCUGAGCAAGAGGGAGGAGCUGGGCAACCUGCUUCCCACCAUCAGGCACGCAUUGGAGCAGCGCAGGCAGCCACGGCGAGAUCAUCCUGCCGCCAUGUCGUCGACCGGGUGCUACCCCUGCAAGCCCCGGCCGUCGUCGCAGCUGCAGAGGCAGAGCAAGCAGCAGGAACACGACGAGGGCGCCGCCGUGUCGCUGAAGCUGUUGCACCGGCUGACCCAGAACGUGCUGGAGCCGGAGCAGUACUACGAGUGGACGACGAGCUACGUGGACGAGAGCAGGAUCUACGGCUGGGACAAGGAGGCCGACGAGGUCGCGGAGGCGCUGGUCGCCCCCGAGGGCGGCGAGAAGAACCUGUUCCGGGCGGCGGGCAUCGCCGGCGUCCACGGCAGCGGCAAGACGGCGCUUGCGCAGAAGGUGUUCGUGCACGACAAGGCCAAGGACAACUUCGCGGUCCGGCUGUGGGUCUGCGUCGGCCCGCCGGACUCGGAGGACCGCUUCGGCCUCCUCUACCGGAUGCUCGACAACCUCGGCCUCGACACCGCCAAGGUCGAGGACAUCGUUCACAAUUCCAACGUCGUCAAGAAGCACCGGGAUGAAGAGGAGGCCAGGAUCCGCGGCGACCCAGCGAAAGUGGCGGAAAUCCAGAAGAAGAAGAAGGAAGAAGAGGACGGCAGCAUCUUGGAUCAACUGCUCAAGAAGGAGGCUGAUGAGAGCCCUGACGUCCAGAAAUCCAAAAUCGGGGUGCUUCUCUACAUCCUGCACAUGGCCCUGUCCAAGACGUCGUACCUGAUCGUGUUCGACGACAUCCGGGCGUACGGCGACGACGGCUGGUACAGCAACCUGACGCUGCGGCCGCCGCCGGAGGGCGAGUGGGGGGAGCGCCUCGGCUACGGCCUGCCCAAGGGCAAGCACAGGGGCGCCGUGCUCGUCACCUGCCGCAAGGAGGACGACGCCAGGUCCAUGGUGCGCACCGGCCGCGUCGUCCGCCCGCCCAGGCUCCACCUCGACGACGCAUGGAGGCUCUUCAGGAGGGAGUACGACCAAGCCAAGGACGCCGCCGCCAAGGAGCGCAAGAAAGACGGCGACGGCGACGGCGACAUGCUCCUCAAGGAGCUGGAGGAGAUGAAGGCGGAGAUCGUCAACAAGUGCCUCGGCUUGCCGGUGGCCAUCGCCGAGGCGGCCAAGGGCUUCGCUCUCCUCCAACCCUUGCCGGAUGCUAGUCCAGAUCCAGUGUUGGAGGCAGCCAAACCCAAACCUGCUGCUGAACAAGAAUCAAAGGCUGCAGCAGCUGAUGAUCCAGUGUUGGAGGAAGCCAAACCUGCUGCUGAACAAGAAUCAAAGGCUGCUGCAGCUGAUGAUCGAUAAGCAGUCUCAAGCAACAUAUAUACAUUGACCACGCCUGCAAUGUGUGGUAAUCUAUAGCUACGUACGAAGCCUACAAUAAUAAUAAUGUCGGUACUGCUUAAUUUGGCAGUGUAUAUCUAUCUGCAUGCUUGCUUUAAUUUUGUGUGACUGUGGAGUGGACAUUAUUUACUAACGAUGUGCAAAAAAUGGUUUGUACUAAUUGUGGAUUUUUCAACAUUUGCUACAAAUUAAUAUUUAUAGAAUGAG